AUGCUCAUCGAAUCUGCGCUCGUCGCCUUCGGCGCCACCCUCGCGGGCGCCGUGACCUCUCUCGAGGUCCAGGGCAGCCAGUUUAUCAACCCCACGACGCAGACUGCCUUCCAGAUUGUCGGCAUGGCGUACCAGAUCGGUGGAAGCGCAGGUUACGACCCUAGCAACAACAAGGACCCUCUGUCCGAUGGCGAGGUUUGCAAGCGAGAUGCCGCCCUCAUGCAGGUCCUUGGUGUCAACGCUAUCCGCGUCUACAACCUGGACCCCAACUUGAACCACGACGAAUGUGCCAGCGUUUUCAAUGCCGCCGGCAUGUACAUGAUCAUUGACGUCAACUCCCCUCUGUCCGGCGAGUCGCUCAACAGCGCUGCUCCCUGGGAGUCGUACUACGACACCUACCUCAACCGAACCUUUGCCAUUGUUGAGGCCUUCAAGUCGUACCCCAACACUCUGGGCUUCUUCGCCGGUAACGAGGUCAUCGACUCGGUCAAGACUGGCGCUACUGUUCCUCCCUAUGUUCGUGCUGUCACGCGCGACCUGAAGAACUACAUCAAGAAGAACUCUGACCGCAGCAUCCCCGUCGGCUACUCUGCCGCUGACGUCCGUUCCGUUCUCGAGGACAGCUGGAACUACUUCGCGUGCUCCAUCGAGGGCGAGGAGGAUGAUAUGUCUCGCGCCGAUAUGUUCGCCCUCAACAGUUACUCGUGGUGUGGCGACAGCAGCUUCACCGAGUCCGGCUAUGAUCAGUUGGUCGCCAUGUUCGAGGGUACCUCGGUGCCGAUCUUUUACUCCGAGUUUGGCUGCAACACUCCAUCUCCUCGCGUCUUCACCGAGAUUCCCGUCAUCUAUGGUGACCAAAUGACCCCAGUCUUCAGUGGUGGCGUUGUUUACGAAUACGCCCAGGAGGCGAACAACUACGGUCUUGCUGAUAUUGCCAACGAGGGCAACCAGAGUGUCACACUUCGGUCUGAUUUUGCUACCCUCCAGGAGCAGUACGCCAAGCUGGACUGGACCUCGAUCCAGAGUGCCGCGAUCAGCACAAGCAACGUCACCAUUCCUACUUGCUCUAAGAGCCUGAUCUCAGGCGAUGGCUUCAACAACAACUUCACCUUACCUGCCCUGCCUUCUGGUGUUCAGGACAUCAUUGAUAACGGUGUCAGCCCCAAGCCCACUGGCAAGAUCAUCUCGAUCUCCGACUACAGUGUUCAGUACACCAUUACGGAUGCCAGCGGCUCCACCCUGGAAGUGUCUGUCAAGCCUCUUGCCGACGACGCUACCAACACUCCCGGAAGCAACGAUGCGACCACUGGCAACAGCACUGGCACCAGCACAGGCAGCAGCUCUACCGCAUCGGCGAGCAGCCCUGCCGUCCGCACCGUCGGUGGUGUUGUCCGGUCUAAUGUAUGA
This is a messenger RNA of Pseudomassariella vexata, 1407 nucleotides long. RefSeq names its product beta-glucanosyltransferase gel2. Gene Ontology annotation, molecular function: 1,3-beta-glucanosyltransferase activity. NCBI's taxonomy places the organism in Eukaryota, Fungi, Ascomycota, Sordariomycetes, Amphisphaeriales, Pseudomassariaceae. The transcript is spliced from 3 exons. The record is from RefSeq and is a predicted model, not a curated record. Bases 1 to 1407 code for a protein of 468 amino acids. Gene Ontology annotation, biological process: fungal-type cell wall (1->3)-beta-D-glucan biosynthetic process. Gene Ontology annotation, cellular component: fungal-type cell wall; cytoplasm.